Olea europaea var. sylvestris is the source of this 4379-nucleotide messenger RNA. RefSeq lists its product as uncharacterized. Bases 549 to 3917 code for a protein of 1122 amino acids. The transcript has 9 exons. Gene Ontology annotation, biological process: signal transduction; protein phosphorylation. The record is from RefSeq and is a predicted model, not a curated record. Gene Ontology annotation, cellular component: cytoplasm. Gene Ontology annotation, molecular function: ATP binding; protein kinase activity; protein binding. NCBI's taxonomy places the organism in Eukaryota, Viridiplantae, Streptophyta, Magnoliopsida, Lamiales, Oleaceae.
AUACCUCGGAGGCAUCUCUCCUCCGGAACUCGGAAACAAAUUAGGAAACUCUUUCUCUCUCUCUGAGUCUCUCUAUAUAGUCAUAUGAUGUAACAAACACAAACACAAGUACAGAUAAUAUAAUAUAUAAUUUCCGUCUUUCACUCUAUGUAUGUUUCAUAAGUAAAUAAAAUAUAAAGUGUAAUUGAGAUUCAAGAUUUUUUGGCGGAAGAUUUUCUUCCUAGGGUUUCUUGAAUUUAAGGAAAGAUUUAGGGCUCUUCUGUUAUCAGAAUAAUCUCCAAUUCCAGGUACUCUGAUUUGAUUUGUGUUUAUUACCCGGAUUUAAUCAGUACCAAGUUUGAAUCUUUGGACGAAAAGUUGGUUCUUUUGUGUAAAUCCUAGCUCAAAAGUUUUGAUUUCCCUUUGCACAAGGCUAUUCAACGUUAAAUUUAUUGUUUCGUCAUUGGUUUUAAUAGGAGACGUAAGCUGGGAUCUGUAUUGAGUCUUGGAAAAUUUGAGGGUCUUCUGGAAUGAGGAUAUGUGUUUUUAAAUACCCGUGAGAACGGCUGAUGUGUUGCAGCAAGGGAGUUGAAAAUUUGAUUGAAUCAGAAUUGGAACUUGAGAAUCCAAUUAUUGAUCAGCAACACCAAGCUGUGGACUUGAUGGAUAGCCCUACAGGGACCCCAGGCUCUAACCAGAGCUCUAAUGAUGAAAAGCCGCGUGUCAAAUUCUUGUGUAGCUUUUCAGGUAGUAUAAUGCCGCGGCCCCAAGAUGGGAAACUUAGGUAUGUAGGUGGCGAGACACGUAUAUUGAGUGUCCCGUGUGAUAUUAACUACGAGGAGCUCAUGGGGAAGAUGAGGGAGCUUUUUGAAGGGGCAACAACGCUAAAAUACCAGCAGCCUGAUGAGGAUCUUGAUGCUCUAGUAUCGGUUGUGAAUGAUGAUGAUGUCACCAAUAUGAUGGAGGAAUAUGACAAGUUAGGCUCUGGAGAUGGAUUUACUAGAUUGAGGAUUUUUCUGUUUUCAAAUCCUGAUCAAGAUGGUUCGGUGCACUUCGGGGAUGGAGAUGAAAGGGAAAAUGAAAGGAGGUAUGUUGAUGCUUUGAACAACCUUAACGAGUCUCCUGAAUUCAGGAAUCAGCUAGGUGGGUCUCAGGUAAUGGGGUCAUUAGAUGAUGUCAAUGUUGCUGAGCAGUACUUUAAUCAGAUGAGUCUAGAGGGUAGCAUCCAUGGUCAGAGGAAUGCAGAGUUGCCUAUGGCGUAUGCUAAUUUGCGUCAGCUUGCAAUUCCUCAUUUGGGUUCUGGGCAGCCCCAACAACCAGUUUCUCAGAGGUACUCUGACAAUGAGGCUCCAUGGAGUCCUGCUUACUAUUCACCUCGGCAACCUGGAACCCUGGACCAAAAGCCUGCGGCUGAGUAUCCAAUUUCGCCUUCAUCUUCCCGUUAUCGAGCUCCAUAUGGGGAGUUUUCAGACAGAAAUUUUGAUAGAAUGCCUGAGGAAUACAAUCGGCCUCCAAUCAAUCAUCAUAACAUAUAUGAGCAGCCGCUGCAGUAUGCCGAGAAUAUGGUCUUGGUUACAACAGGACCUGUAGGCAGUGAAAAUGUUGGUUUUCCAGGUAAUAUACUUCAUGGCACUGGUUGUGAGCAUUGCCAGAUAACGUUUCCAAGAAAUCAACUUUAUCCAGAUACCCCUUGGAAGCCUGGAGAACAGCCACGUCUUGAGCCAACUAACAUGGGGAAUGGAUAUCAUCCAGUCACUAAUUCUUGUGUUGAGUGCCCCCCUAAUAGGGAAAUGUACACGUUGAAUCCAGAUCCAAACGUGCACCAUCCAUACUUCUAUAACGAGAGUCGUGGUCAUGAAAGAGGAUGGGUUUUACAACAUCAGUUAAAUCCUCGGCCUGACGAACCUGGACCCCAUGUUUCUACUGCUGGAAGACUGGCAGUGGCUGAUAACUAUAUAAUGGAAAAUGCUACAAAUACUCCUCUUGGGCAAGGCAGUUUAUGCGAUGUCCACCCUGUGCAAUCUCACUAUGUCCAUCAUGAAGACAUACGGUAUGCCCGACCUGUUGCAGACGUUGGUAAUCAAGUGUUCAACGACCAAGCUGUGGCCACUGGAUCACAGGUUCAUGUUCCGUCUCUGGAUGAGCAUGGAGUUCAUUGCAGCAAUCUUCCCUGUACAUAUGGAGCUGAUAAUGUGUACCAGGUUCCUCGUGGCCAUGUGCCUUUGCAUGCUUUAUGGAGAAAUGGUCAUGCCCCAUUGCUAGGAGGUCCCUCUUAUGAAACACCUGUUUUAGCUCAGCUAGCAAAUGGCUCUGUGAGCACUGGAUUUAUUAGGGGUACAGUGGAUGGUAGUCCCAGGUUGCGAACUGAGUUGGAGAAUCAAAAUCCUUGGGUAGAGUCGCCACAAAAACUUGUGGGCUUUGAUGAGUCUCGUGGCCAAGCUCCAACAUUGGUGCCCACUGUCGAGGGCCCAUAUACUAUGCAGUCCAACCCAUCAGUCCCAGACAUGACUAAAUUUGCUGGUCCCGUAACGCACCUUGCAAAAUCCGAUCCUGCUUUCAUUUUUGAUGACAAGUUGGUCACUGCAGCUUCCAUGUCAUACCUGAGAAAUGAUGCUGAUAUUGCUGAACCGGGCAAGUUGGAUGAGGACAGUAUCUAUAGAAGGAGCAAAGAACUGAAUCUUGGAGGGGAGGCUGGAGAUACUAACAUGCAUGUAGUCAAUGACAAAAAUCCUGAUGCAAUGGAACCUGCCAAGUCUAUGAAUUCUGUAGUGGAAAGCAAUGACGGGACGGAAGUGGAAGAAACCAAUGCUAGCCUUGCUGCUGAGCUGCAGGAAGACUGUUUGAGCUUGUUACCUGAGUUUGUUGCCUCUGUAAAAGAAGUGGCUUUGGCAAGUCUGAAGGUGGAAGCUAAAGUUCGAGAAGAUACUGAUUUUGGGAUUGAGCAUAAUGUAGUUGCAGGAGACGAUGCACAGCAUGACGCGGAUGGAUUGGGUGGCAAUGGGGACUUCGAGAUGGGUUCUGAUAAUGACAAUCUCAGCAAUUCCAAGAUCGAGCCCACUACUGCUGAGGCUGAAGCAAUUGAUAGAGGAUUGCAGACAAUUAAAAAUGAAGAUCUGGAGGAGAUCCGAGAGUUAGGCUCUGGAACCUAUGGUGCUGUUUACCAUGGCAAGUGGAAGGGGUCAGAUGUAGCAAUCAAAAGAAUCAAAUCCAGCUGCUUUGCCGGAAAGCCAUCUGAAAGGGAGCGCUUGAUUGCAGAUUUCUGGAAGGAGGCUCUGAUAUUAAGUUCAUUGCACCAUCCAAAUGUUGUUGCUUUCUAUGGUGUAGUUCGUGAUGGCCCUGAUGGAUCUCUAGCAACAGUGACAGAGUUCAUGGUCAAUGGAUCCUUAAAACAAUUUCUGCAGAAAAAGGACAGGACUAUUGAUCGGCGCAAGAGACUAAUGAUAGCUAUGGAUACUGCAUUUGGGAUGGAAUACUUGCAUGGAAAAAAUAUUGUUCAUUUUGAUUUAAAAUGUGAAAAUCUGUUGGUGAAUAUGAGAGAUCCGCAUCGCCCAGUGUGCAAGAUUGGUGAUCUUGGCUUGUCAAAGGUGAAGCAACAUACGUUAGUAUCUGGAGGUGUUCGUGGGACAUUGCCUUGGAUGGCACCUGAACUCCUGAGUGGAAAAAGUAGCAUGGUCACUGAAAAGAUCGAUGUUUAUUCAUUUGGGAUUGUCAUGUGGGAAUUGCUUACCGGAGAUGAACCGUAUGCAGAUAUGCAUUGUGCUUCUAUAAUUGGAGGAAUAGUGAACAACACACUGCGCCCACAAAUUCCAACAUGGUGUGACCCGGAAUGGAAAUCGUUGAUGGAAAGUUGUUGGGCCUGUGAUCCAGCCGAGAGGCCCUCAUUCUCCGAAAUUUCUCAGAGGUUGAGAAACAUGGCCGCAGGAAUGAAUCUGAAAUGACGUGUUCAUUGAAAAUUUAUUCUAACUUUACUCGGAAGGGACGUGGAUGUUUUUCAUGAUUCCCGGUCUCUUGAAUUUGAUGGGAUAAUAUUGCACUAUGCUGUUAAGCUUCACAUUAUAUAGUCGGGCAUAUAUCUACCAUAUACUCUGGCGCUAUCUUAUACUAAAUACUCUGCAAUUUUAAUAACAAUUACACCUUGUGCUCUACCUUCAGUAAUUUUGAGAUGUAGAAGGUAUAAUACCAUAGUGUGGAUGAAAAUCAAAAUUUUUUUCUUUUUCUGUGGUGUUCACUUUGUGAAGCUUGGGGCAUCUAUAUUCUGUUUUUGUAUUUGCUUUUGAGUGAAACAAAAAAAAAGAAAUUGAGGGCAUAUUCCUUUCUGUCUUCUGACCAAUGUGAUACUUGGAUAUUGACUAGACUUGGAAUGCAUUAACUAAGCACGACUCUUGUGCAUCUCCUUUAAA